Molecule: messenger RNA, 1904 nt
Organism: Aspergillus fijiensis CBS 313.89
Lineage: Eukaryota; Fungi; Ascomycota; Eurotiomycetes; Eurotiales; Aspergillaceae
Product: putative 3-beta hydroxysteroid dehydrogenase/isomerase family protein
Exons: 3
Coding region: 150-1613 (487 amino acids)
Biological process (GO): ergosterol biosynthetic process
Cellular component (GO): endoplasmic reticulum
Molecular function (GO): 3-beta-hydroxy-Delta5-steroid dehydrogenase (NAD+) activity; 3-beta-hydroxysteroid dehydrogenase [NAD(P)+]/C4-decarboxylase activity
Source: RefSeq, a predicted model, not a curated record
AGGGACACGAUUCAAUGUAUUGGCAUUAAAUAUCUACCUGGCCUCGAAUUCUUCCCAGUUGUCUGGUUCUUGGAGUCAUGGUUCCUAUGCCACCCAUCUUGUAGACUCGAAACCGCCACCUUUGCGCUCAGUUUAGCCCGGUUUUGGCCAUGCUUCCUGCAUUAGUCGCCGUGUCCGGCCUGGCCUUUCUUUACCUCUAUCAUGUCAAUCGAGGCAUGACCGGGGUUCCAGAGGAAGUCCGCCGUCUGUCUCCUCACCGCUGGACAGUCGAAGAGAUCAAGAACGCCUACGAGGAUGCGAUUCGUAACCCUGUGGACGUCGAAAGCAGUCUGCCUCCUAAACAGAAUCGUCGCUACAUUGUGAUUGGUGGAUCGGGACUUGUCGGAAACUGGAUUGUCACACAUUUACUUGCUCGCGGAGAGAACCCGGCAGCUAUUCGAGUUCUAGACCUUCAACCACCUCGUCAUGAGAUUCUCGACCAGGGAGUCACGUUCUUCAAGACCAACAUUGUCGACGAGGAGGCCGUCUCGAGCGCCUUUGCGCACCCAUGGUCUGGAGCCGUGGCAGCCCUGCCGUUGACCGUGUACCACAACGCGGCAGUCAUCCGGCCCGCCGAGCGUCACAAAGCUUUCCUAUCACGGUGCCGCAACGUGAACGUGGCCGGCACCGUCAACCUGCUGAAUGCUGCCAAGAAGCACGGCGCAAGCUGUUUCAUCUCCACCUCAUCCGGCUCCGUGGCUCUGCGCAGUGGCUCCUUCUGGCUCCCUCCCUGGCGGAAGACCCCCAAACACAUGAUCCAGGUGAUCAGCGACGCGACCCCUCUGCCCCAGGAACACUACGACUUCUUCGGCAACUACGCCGUCUCCAAGGCGGAAGCCGAGUCCCUCGUUCGCGCCGCGGACGAUCUCGAAUCCAACUUCCGCACCGGCUGCAUCCGACCCGCGAACGGCAUUUACGGAAUCGGGGAAGAAAACAGCGCAGGGGUGACAACGAUGUAUCUGAAGACCGGCGGAAACACCAGCUGGAUCUACCCGGUCGUCCAAAACUUCGUCAACGCGGAGAACGUCUCGAUCGCGCACCUACUCUACGAACAACGCCUCCUCGAACACACGGCCACCCCCGCAGAGCUCCCCAACAUCGGCGGGCAGGCCUUCCUCGUCACCGACCCCAACCCGGCCAUCGCCUUCAGCGACCUCUACCUCCUGCUCAAGACCCUGGCCAAGACCCCCGUCGAGUUCCCCCGGGUGCCGGCAAUCCCCUUCUUCCUACUCUCCUACCUCGUCGAGUGGUACUCCCUCCUACAGCAUCUAUACCUACCGCGGCUACUCCCGCCGGUGCCGAGCGAUCUAGCGCAGCUGCAGCCGGGUCUGUUCGCGAUCUCGAACGUGCACGUUAUUGCGGACGAUUCGCGGGCGCGGAGAAGCCCCGCGCAGGGCGGGCUGGGGUACGCGCCGCCGAUCGGGACCCUGUACGGGAUGUGCAAGCAGCUCGAGGAUUGGAACCGGCGGGCGGAUGUCAAGGCCGCGGAGGCGGCGGCGAAGAAGGGGAUGGUGAGUGUUUCAGAGGGUGGAGGGGUGGAUGUCAAUCUGGUUGUGCCUCCGACGAAAUUAUAGGUUGUUGAUUGGGGCGGCAACUGUACAGUACACACACAUAUAUACAUACUUCACUUCAGAAUCUGUACAUAAACAUGGGACUUACCACAGCUGAAUAGGGCGAGCGACCCACCCUCGCACACAGAACAUCAAGAUGACCAACCCAGCAAAGAAUUCAAUCAUAAAUACGAAGUGAACAUAUGCCCAAGACCCUACAAACAAGACUACCCUCAUAAAUCAUAACCCCCCAAAUCAUUCCCAGCCAUCCAACCCCAACACUUACAGCCUUGACAACCCCUUCGUCUCCCCUGG